Messenger RNA from Solea solea (common sole), 3251 nucleotides. Its product is annotated as kelch domain-containing protein 10-like. Gene Ontology annotation, molecular function: protein binding. The record is from RefSeq and is a predicted model, not a curated record. The transcript has 10 exons. Gene Ontology annotation, biological process: positive regulation of stress-activated MAPK cascade. The coding region runs from base 162 to 1412 and encodes 416 amino acids. NCBI's taxonomy places the organism in Eukaryota, Metazoa, Chordata, Actinopteri, Pleuronectiformes, Soleidae.
UGUGACGUCAUAUGUAGCGGUAGAGGCAGAAGCAGGUGGAAACGACGCGUUUGUGUUGUUCUGCUCUGCUGCUUCAGGCUGUGGGUCACAGUGAAGCGGGUUGUUUUUCUGUUUUGAGCCUCCGCUCUCUCUCCCUGUCCGUGUGUUUCACUCCCGUUAAGAUGUCGGCGCAGCACAGCGGGACCUUCAGUCAGCUCAACAAGUUUGAGAAACUGUCGUGGAGGCCGUCCAUCCGAGACUCGGGCUCUAAGAAGCGAGCUCGAUGGCUUCAGGCUCGACGCAUCUUCUCCCCCUCCUGUCCUAACCUGCGUAUCCCAAACAGGUUUCUGCGAGAAGGACACUGUGUACCUCCUGCCCGCAGCGGACACCGCUGUGUUGCGGACAGCACCAAUUUGUACGUGUUUGGAGGCUACAAUCCAGACUUUGACGAGGCAGGCGGGUCGGAGAAUGAAGACUACCCUCUGUUUAGGGAGCUUUGGAGAUUUCACUUUGCCACAGCCACAUGGCAACAAGUCCGCACAGAGGGUUACAUGCCUACAGAGUUGGCUUCUAUGUCAGCUGUUUUACAUGGCAACAACCUGCUGGUGUUUGGUGGCACUGGGAUUCCAUUUGGUGAAAACAAUGGCAACGACGUCCACGUUUGCAAUGUUCAGUACAAGCGAUGGAACCUGCUCAACUGCAGAGGGAAGAAGCCCAACAAGAUCUAUGGGCAGGCAAUGGUCAUCAUAAAUGGCUACCUCUAUGUGUUUGGAGGAACAACGGGCUACCUUUACAGCACUGACCUUCACAGGCUGGACCUGACCACCAGAGAGUGGACACACCUCAAACCCAACAACACACCCUCAGAUCUACCUCAGGAGAGGUACAGACAUGAGCUGGCUCAUGACAGACAGAGAAUAUACAUUUUGGGAGGUGGAACAUCCUGGACGUCGUAUCCCAUGGAUAAAAUUCACGCGUAUAACUUGGAGACGAAUAACUGGGAGGAAAUAAACACGAAAGCUCAUGAAAAAAUAGGAUAUCCUGCUGCGCGUCGCUGUCACAGCUGUGUGCAGGUCAAACACGAGGUUUUUAUAUGUGGGGGUUAUAACGGAGAGCAGAUCCUGUCGGACCUGUGGAAGAUCAACCUGCUGACGUUUCAGUGGACUAAGCUUCCCGCCAUCAUGCCAGAACCAGCGUACUUCCACUGUGCUGCAGUCACUCCAGCCGGCUGCAUGUACGUCCACGGCGGUGUCGUCAACAUGUCCGGGAACAGAAGGACCGGCUCUCUGUACAAAGUGUGGUUGGUGGUUCCCAGCCUGAUUGAACUCACCUGGGAGAAACUGCUCAAGUCUUUCCCUCAUUUAGCGCAGCUGUCCACCCUCCAGCUGCUGAGCCUAGGACUGACCCACUCACUCGUUCAGCGACUCAAAUAGAGGAAGCGCAGAGACUCUGAAAGGAAGUGGUAUGUGACUCUAAAUUCACUGAUACCAAGGCAAAGACAAAAAAACACUCCUGAAACAAACUGAUGUCAGAUGGUGAUGAGAAAUCUUUGAAUGCCUUUUUAAUUUUAGUCUUAUUGAAAUGUGUUUUUUUUUUUUUUUUUUAAAGCAGAAGUGCAAAGUGUAAUGUUCUCUCUCUGUGAGUUUGCAUGUCUCUGUGAGGAAUCACACAUCACUGUGGAAACCAGAAUCACUGUUAGGCUGCUUCCCACUUCCUCGUUACUAAGAAGUCUCUCGUGUUCUGCUCAGAAUUUGUCUUGUGCUCUUCAGUCUUGGCCACACUUGUCACAGCCACUUGUGGAGCAUGAGCAGUGACAGUCACAUUUUCCAAAGAACAUGUUGUGAAAAAAGCUGAACGAAUGAUGCUUCUGCUAGUUUCUACUCAAACUUGAAUCCAGAGGCUGAGAUUUGCUUGUUUCACGCUGCGGCUCAUCCGCUGCUGCUACACUAGGUGAGAUUUCGAGGUCUCUUGUGUCUUUGAAAAAGAGGGAGAAUGUGUGAUGACACUUCACUUCCUGCUCAGUCAGAAUCCAAGGAGAUAUUCUGAAAAGUGGCACACUGCACUGCUGACGAUGCAUCACAGCGACACCUUACAUUCCAUUUUUUUUCCCCCCAGAGUGACACGUGAGCAUUAGGGACGCCGCGAGCUGUGAUCGUAACGCUGCUGCUGCUGCUGCUGCACAGACUGAAAAAUGUUGCUCUAGCUACUUGCAAUCAAAGCUUGUGAUCGGACAAAAACAUCUGUGACGUUGCAUCACUGUGAAAAUGUUAAGCUUAGUAAUUGAGAUAUGAAGAUCCACAGUGAUUAUUAUUUGUUCAUUCAGUGCCUUCUGAAGUUCCAAAAUUGUGUUUUAUAAUUCAUUUUUAAGACUUUUUAAGUGCGUCUUCAUGUCUCUCUUUUCCCUACCCCAUGUGAUUUACCUGGUGCUCUCCACAGGAGACUCCACUGCCAUUUAACAUGAUUUUGAUCACCUUAAACCCACAAAGUUUAAGUUGCGUUUACUUAUUUAUUUCCAUCACCGUGCUGCUGUUUUGUUUUUUGUUGUUAUUACAAACCUAUGAAUUGUAGCAGACCCUGUAGCUGUAUUUAUUUCACCCGUUUCUUUGUCCUUUUACUUCUCAAUUUAAACUUUUUUUAUACUGUUACAACUCAGUUACUAUUAUCUUUAUUAUGCCGUCUUCUGUUUCCUCUGUGUAUUAUUGUGCUCGAGAUUUGUGGUAAAGUAAAGAAAAACAAAACAAACAAUAAGAGAGGUAAAUAUGCUCACUCAGGAUAUAAACUACUGUGAUCAGACACUUAAGUUAAAGCCUUAGCAGUCAUUUCAUUUCUGUGCAGUCGCAUUAAGGCAAACCCUGGAAGAUUUGUUUGAGAACAUCUCAGCCUUAUUUUCUUUGACUUUAACUCUCACUGUCUUGGUACAAUAUUAAGCUAAACUCUUAGUUCCCCCACUUUUUUAAAAACCUGUAUCACAAAGUGCAUUUUCCCCAUUCAGAAACGACAGCCUUAUUCCCCUCUCUCCACUCACUCAUACUUGGUAAAUGUAUUGCACUGCUUAAAAGGUCGAUGAUGUAUAUGUUUGCAUCGUUUUUGAUGUUGAAAGUGAAAUGACCUCCUGCAUGUCAGCAUGGUUUGCAUGUCACUUCACACAAAGCCCUCUGUAAAAUGGUGAGAGUCUCCUCCGAGGCAAAUACUGUAUGUGUAAUGUUCAUUGUGUUUUGUAUUUCUGUCUGUUCAAACAAUAAAACACAGACAGUUGUUCUUUUUUAAUAAUA